Suillus subalutaceus is the source of this 648-nucleotide messenger RNA. RefSeq lists its product as uncharacterized. The transcript has 4 exons. NCBI's taxonomy places the organism in Eukaryota, Fungi, Basidiomycota, Agaricomycetes, Boletales, Suillaceae. The coding region runs from base 1 to 648 and encodes 215 amino acids. The record is from RefSeq and is a predicted model, not a curated record.
AUGUUCCAUAAAGUCAACGGCAGCGGACAUGGCGGCACCGAGCUGAUUCAGUCUCCGUUGUCCGACCUUAAAAGUAUCCAGGUCUGGCCGGAGGACUCGGAAGUGUGCAAUGUGCACGCUGUGAAGAUCAAUCAAUCAUCGCUUCGAGUACUAUAUGAGUACUUUGAGUUUGUGUUAGCAUAUGGUCCAACACAGCCGGUCACGCUCGCUCUUUACAUUAACUUUGUGGAACCCAGCGACACAUAUGCUCCGAUAGUCAAUAUGAAUUGUCUAGAAACAUCCAACUCGCUCGUGCGAACCUUCACACCACAGAUUCAGGUUUUGAACACAAACAGAGGAAAUUUUCCUGGAAUUGGCAUCGGUGGCAGGGGAUAUAGCACAGCACAAAUGAUACGGCGCAGGAGCGCUGUCUGGGUUAGAUUGAUCAAUCAAUCGCCAGAGAUGGGGGACCUGGCCCUCUACUGCAAGUCGUGCCUUACCUUUCAGCUUCGUCUGGUGGUUCGUGGAGGAAAUCUCUCGUCAUGGAUGUUAAACCUUGUGCCAUUGUCGCCAUUAGUCAUCGAUAGCAGGAGUAUCCUGGCGAGUGCUGAAUCAAAGAAACAUGUACGUUUCUUCACGGAUUAUUCUGUUCUGCGACUUCAGUCCUAG